Molecule: messenger RNA, 1175 nt
Organism: Drosophila busckii
Lineage: Eukaryota; Metazoa; Arthropoda; Insecta; Diptera; Drosophilidae
Product: inositol monophosphatase 2
Exons: 2
Coding region: 69-923 (284 amino acids)
Biological process (GO): inositol metabolic process; phosphatidylinositol phosphate biosynthetic process; signal transduction
Molecular function (GO): inositol monophosphate 1-phosphatase activity
Source: RefSeq, a predicted model, not a curated record
ACAACGCUGCGGUUAACAACCCACGUCGCUUAUCAGAGAGCAAUACCAGUCAAGAUAUAACUGAGAAAAUGACAAGCGAGUUGCAAAUUGAGGAGCUGUAUAAUUUUAUAUACCCCCUAGCGGUUCGAGCGGGUGAAAUUCUGCUCGAAGGCUAUAAUAAUGCUGGGAAAUCAGUUGCGCUCAAGUGCAAUGAAUUCUACAAUGUGGUCACCGACUAUGACAACGAAAUUGAGGAAUAUCUUAUUUCCAAUAUACUCGCUACCUAUCCGACACACAAAUUUAUAGGCGAGGAGGAGACCGCUAAGAAUAAUAAUGUGUCCAAGGAGCUUACAGACGCACCCACCUGGAUCAUUGAUCCCAUUGAUGGGACCUCCAACUUUAUCAAACAAAUACCUCACGUAUCUGUUUCCAUUGGACUCUCAAUAAACAAACAAAUUGUGCUUGGUAUUGUGAACAAUCCUGCCCAGAACAAAGUCUAUACGACCAAGUUGGGUCAGGGUGCCUAUUGCAAUGGCAAGCCCAUACACGUGAGCAGCUGUGAGCGCCUCCAGGAUGCCAAUGUAGCCUAUGAGGUGUGUCUACUGCACGCGGCAAAGAUUCGUAAUAAGCACAUUAAGCGGAUCUACUAUGUGGGCUCCCAAGCAAGACGCCUGGUGGGCUAUUCGGCUGUGGUGGAUUCACUCUGUAUGGUUGCCGCUGGCAACCUGGAUGCUUUUCAUAUUGAGGACAUGUAUCCUUGGGAUUGUGCUGCGGGCUAUUUGCUUAUACGCGAAGCCGGCGGUGUUGUGACCCAUCCCUAUGGUGGCGCUUUUGAUAUUAUGAAACCAGAUUUAAUAUGCGCCUCAACGGAGACUUUGCGUCUAGAAAUUGAGCAACUUAUAAGAAAGGCAGACCAAGCAAAGUCUGUCGGGCAGGAGGAAUAGAUUGUAGAAUAAUAAAACUUUUAAUCAGGUAUACAUUAAUUUGUUCUGAUUGACCUAAUAAAAACAAUUUGUAUACAGUGAACAUGGAAUAGCUAAGUAAAUAGACGACCUUCACAUACUUAGAGGAAGAAUUUAAAUGUUUAAAAUUUGUGUUGCAAAUAAAUUAUGGCUUUUUAUACUGAUUUAAUUUGAAAAUGUCUAGUAUAUGUUAUUCAGUACAUUGAUCUCAAGCUAAGGCAUUCGCAUUUAAAA